This is a messenger RNA of Setaria italica (foxtail millet), 992 nucleotides long. RefSeq lists its product as uncharacterized. The transcript is spliced from 2 exons. Bases 17 to 808 code for a protein of 263 amino acids. The record is from RefSeq and is a predicted model, not a curated record. Lineage: Eukaryota; Viridiplantae; Streptophyta; Magnoliopsida; Poales; Poaceae.
AUUAUAGUAGGCAAGCAUGGAUCGAUGGGACAUGGUGGACAGCAUCAGCGACUGUGGGGUGGUGACGAACAAGCUGCGCAUCGAGGUUGACUCCUCGUCGUCAGACGACAGCGACAGGGAGGAACACGACGCGCAGGAGGUGGGCGCGGUGAGGGAGGCUCCCCCGCACCUGGCGGCGUGCAACCAGUUCGACCACCCGCCACCCGCCGGCGCCGGCGCCGGCUUUGGCAACAACAGGAGGCGGCUUCUGUCGAAGCAGCUGUCCAUGAAGGAGACCACCAGGGAGGCCAAGUGGAAGAAGCGCCAGCGGCAGAUACUGCGGCGCAGCGGCUUGGUAUCGGUCGUGAGGGAGCAGCAGGAGCGGAACGACGACGGCGGAGGAGGAGGCAACAAGAGCGCCAUCCUCGACGAAGGCCAUCACGUCGUGAGGUCCUCGUCGGAGCGCGCGAUGAGGUGCCUGACCGACGAGGACCUGGACGAGCUGCGGGGCUCCUUCGAGCUCGGGUUCGGGUUCGACGAGGAGACCGGCGCCGCGCACCUCCGCGAUACGCUCCCCGCCCUCGACUUCUACUUCGCCGUGAACCGGCAGCUGUCUGACCCCAAGAUGCGCUCGCUGUCGGCGGCGAGCCCCACGUCGACGCUGUCGUCGUCCACGCUCCCCGACACCCCGAGCCCGCGCAGCCCCAACGACGCCCCCGGCGGCGACCCAUGGAAACUCUUCAGUCCAGGUGACAACCCCCAGCUUGUGAAGACGAGGCUGAGGCACUGGGCGCAGGUGGUGGCCUGCAACAUCAAGCACGGCUGCUGAGACUGAGAGAGACAAUCGCUGGCUUUUCAACAUCGGAUUGGUAAUCCUGAUCAGCCAACGGAUGAUGCCCUUUGCCCUGUCGUCGUUGCAUGCUGUUGUAUAGGUGCGCAGCCAAAAUUAAAACGAACCCCAACCAAAUGUGAUGUAAACGCGGUUGCCAUGUCGUUGUCUAUCAUUCCUGGUG